AAGGGGGUUCGAAUUCUUCAAGAAAGUCUACGUGACCCCUUGGUGCCGCGCGGGCCCCUGGCUCGUGGGCGUGUGGCUCGGCUACGUGUUCCAUAAGCAAGGGCAGAGGGAGGUUGUGCUCAGGAAGUGGCAGGUCGUGGCCGGCUGGACGACGUCGACGGUCGUGGCGCUCCUGCUAGUGCUGGGGAUGUGGAGCUACAACGUGGUGCCCCUGAAGGCGCACUACGACGUCGUGACGCAGCUGACGUACGCGGGGCUCAGCCGGCCCGCCUGGGGCGCCGUGCUGGCCUGGGUCGUCUACGCCUGCCACUUCGGCUACGGAGGUCCUGUCGACGGCUUCCUAUCCCAUCCCUCGUGGCAGCCCAUCAGCAGGGUCACCUACUCCACGUACCUGGUGGCGAUGCAGAUCCAGUACCUCAUGACCUAUGCGUCCAAGGCGCCCUUCUACUUCACGCCCCUCAAUGUGCUGAUGCAGACGGCGGCGGCGCUGGUGAUCUCGGGCAUGGUGGGCGUGGUGCUGUCCCUGACGGCGGAGGCGCCCGUCAUCGGCCUCGAGAAGCUCCUUCUGCGGCGUCCAGGGCGCGGCGGCGGCGGCGGCGGCGGCGGCGGGGACGGCGGCGGGCGCGGCCCCGAGGCCCCCGGGCACGACAACAAGGCCUUCGAGGGGGACAUGGAGGAGCUCCCCCGAGGGGCAGCUCCCGAGGGCGGCCCCGGCACCCACGACGGCGACGUCGCAGGACAGGAGACCGUCACCAAGUUCUGAAUCUUUCUGUGGGUCUCUGGGAAAGAUUUCUACUCAGAUGAAAUGAAAAAGUGAAAUGUCUCUAUUGUGGACAUUCUACUUAUUUGAUUAGGAAGACAAAGGAUGAUUUUAUGAAAAGAAAAGAGAGAAAGAGA
Molecule: messenger RNA, 897 nt
Organism: Penaeus monodon (black tiger shrimp)
Lineage: Eukaryota; Metazoa; Arthropoda; Malacostraca; Decapoda; Penaeidae
Product: nose resistant to fluoxetine protein 6-like
Exons: 5
Coding region: 188-763 (191 amino acids)
Source: RefSeq, a predicted model, not a curated record